UGGAGGGCGAGUUCUUCCUUUCUUCAGUCUCCCUCAGCGGCGCACCGAGGUGCUCUGUCCUUCAGCCGAAGCUAAGGCCGAUUCCCAACCGGCGACUAGCACCGCGCACCGCCUCCCCGACUAUCCGUCAUGGCCUCCGUCUCCGAGCUCGCCUGUAUCUACUCCGCCCUCAUUCUGCACGACGACGAGGUCACCGUCACGGAGGACAAAAUCAAUGCCCUUAUCAAAGCAGCCGGAGUGAAUGUUGAACCUUUCUGGCCUGGUCUAUUUGCAAAGGCUUUGGCCAACAUUGACAUUGGAAGUCUCAUCUGCAACGUAGGAGUUGGUGGUGGUGCUCCAGCUGCUUCAGCUCCUGCUGGUGGAGGGGCACCUGCGGGUGGUGCUGCCCCUGCUGAGGAGAAGAAAGAGGAAGAAAAGAAAGAAGAGUCUGAAGAAUCUGAUGACGACAUGGGCUUUGGUCUCUUUGACUAAGCUAACUUUUUGUACUCUUUGCUAAUAAAGAUACAAACUUGUAAAUUGAA
Rhineura floridana is the source of this 521-nucleotide messenger RNA. RefSeq names its product ribosomal protein lateral stalk subunit P1 (gene RPLP1). Lineage: Eukaryota; Metazoa; Chordata; Lepidosauria; Squamata; Rhineuridae. The record is from RefSeq and is a predicted model, not a curated record. The coding region runs from base 130 to 471 and encodes 113 amino acids. The transcript has 4 exons. Gene Ontology annotation, biological process: translational elongation; cytoplasmic translation. Gene Ontology annotation, cellular component: ribosome; cytosolic large ribosomal subunit. Gene Ontology annotation, molecular function: ribonucleoprotein complex binding; structural constituent of ribosome; protein kinase activator activity.